CUGGUCAUUGCAACGUCCACAUAAUUCAUUUUUCGAACCACCAUGCUGUCCAUUGUUUACAACAGCAAAGAGCGUCAAUAAUCGCUGCCCUCCACGGUGGUUGAAAAGGCCUGCUUGGAUUGGAUAAUCUACAGAACUAAUUUUGAUUCCCAACGAAUACGUCUCGAUCUGAGCCGCGCUUGCAUCGAUCCAUUGCAGGCUCCCAAUUGUUUGGGUGCAAAGGGGAAUUGUGUGUUGAUCUGGACCCCACAGCCUAACAUGGCUGGAGAAGCAUCGUCUGAGGCGCCAGGUGCAUGGCCCACCAGAGAUAUCAUUUAUGUCUCGAUUCUCGGUCCACUAUUGCUUGCAGCUUUAUUGGAGUGGUUCCUAUUCCUUGCAGCUUUUAUUUACUGUCUGAUCAAGGUAUAUCAAAAGGCAGAUCACUGGAGUAUUCGAGUUCUCGCAGCCAUCAUGGCAGUCCUCUUCACAAUUUUGAGAGGCAUCUUCCUUCCGGUUAUGAUCGCAAUUCUCCCAUUACCACCCCAAAUUACGCAGUUUUUCCCCCGUCAAGUCGUGUCCGUGUUUCAGUGGUUCGCAUUUUGGGCAUUUUCAGCGCUUCUUAUUGUACCUUGGCUGUUUUGUGUCAACAGAUUCGUUAUUCACUCUUUGGGGAGAACCAAGCGGGUCAAGGAGGCCCUGGACGACCGCACUGCGCCCAAGACCGUCAUCGUCAUGCCAGUAUACAAAGAGGAGCCCCACGUCCUGAUAAAGGCGAUUGACUCGGUCGUUAAUAGUGAUUAUCCAAGUUAUUGCAUUCAUGUGUUUCUCUCUUACGACGGGAGUAACAUCGAUGAGCCUUACCUCCAAAUGAUCAGCCAUCUUGGGAUCCCGAUAUCGUUGGAAAGCUAUCCGCAGAGCAUCGAUGUAACAUACCAAGGGGCGAGGAUUACCGUGUCAAGGUUCAAGCACGGUGGCAAACGGCAUUGCCAGAAACAAACCUUCAAGUUGAUUGAUAAGGUCUAUGCCGAUUAUCUUAAACGCCAUGAUGACCUCUUUUUGUUGUUUAUCGACUCGGACUGCAUCCUUGACAGACUCUGCCUGCAAAACUUCAUGUAUGAUAUGGAACUGAAGCCGGGAAGCCAACACAACAUGUUAGCAAUGACGGGCAUCAUCACUUCCACCACCGAGAAAAACUCCCUAAUCACCGUGUUACAGGAUAUGGAAUAUAUCCAUGGACAGCUUGUUGAGCGUACCGUGGAGUCUGGUUGCGGCGCUGUAACCUGCCUUCCAGGCGCGUUGACAAUCUUACGAUACUCGGCUUUCCGCAAGAUGGCCAAGUACUACUUCGCGGAUAAAGCUGAGCAAUGUGAGGACCUCUUUGACUAUGGCAAGUGCCACCUGGGAGAAGAUCGCUGGUUGACGCACCUGUUCAUGAUCGGAGCAAUUGAACGCUACCAGAUUCAGAUGUGCACUAGUGCCUUUUGCAAGACAGAGGCGGUUCAGACUUUCUGUAGUCUUCUCAAACAGCGGCGUCGAUGGUUCCUUGGUUAUAUCACUAACGAAGUGUGCAUGCUGACCGACGUCAGGCUAUGGAGACGAUACCCGCUUUUGUGUCUGGUGCGUUUCAUGCAGAACACAAUUCGGACAACUGCAUUGCUGUUCUUCAUCCUAGUAAUCUCCAUCAUCACAACUUCCAGCAAGAUCAGAAACCUACCUGUCGGCUUCAUCGCAGUUUCCUUGGGACUCAAUUAUAUACUCAUGGUUUAUUUCGGCUUGAGACUCAAACGCUUCAAGGCAUGGCUCUAUCCCUUGAUGUUCAUCUUGAAUCCUUUCUUCAAUUGGCUCUACAUCGUGUACGGAAUAUUCACCGCUGGCCAACGAACGUGGGGCGGGCCUCGAGCAGAUGCCGCGAAAGCUGAUGAACAUACUACCCCAGAGGAAGCGGUCGAAAAGGCCAGGGUUCAAGGGGAUGAACUGAAUGUUCAGGUGGAUACCUUUCGAGCCAAAGCUGAGGAGAAAGGUGUCCCAAUCCGCCCUUCAUCCAAGGUUAAUGGGCGCCUCUCGGCGGUUCCACAGAUCCCGGAUCGUUACUAUGACCGUCAAAGUGCACUGGGGAUCAGCCUUGCCAAGUACAUGACGCCCCUUCCAGACGUACCCCGAAUCGGACUCCAUCCGCAUUACUCACUUGACUCAGUUGCGACGUCAGACUCCGGAGCCAACUCAAUUGCCUUACCCCAGAAUGUGGAGACCUUGAUCAGUGCAGAGGAAGGGGCCAACCUUUACACCGCUCGCCAGGGGCAGGAAUCGACUGGACCUCUGCAAAGCACGGAUGCUAGCCCUGAGACGGACAAUGCCGGAUAUGAGUUACAUCAUAUGGAUUCGGCAGCCAGUGUUACGGGCCACAAGCCUUGUGGACCGUCAAAUGUACCGGAGUCAGGACCGCGGCAACCAAUGGCUGUUCCUGCUCCUGGAGAUAUGGCUGAGCACCAUGCGACGGCCGGAAGUCCCAGAGACUUGCAACGGUCAAGAAACAACCGUUCUAGUCGAAUUCCAAAGAGGAAAUCAAUGCAACCGGAACAAAUGGUUUAAACCCGAAAGUAAUGCGCUAGACUGUCUCUGAUAAUAUAAUGAAGAUGGAGACUACUAGAGAAGUCGGCCGAGGUUGGCUGACCGCAGUAGACUCUGUCUCAAACACUCAUGUGUAACUACUUAUUCGCCUCUCAUUCAGUUAUGGCUCACAAGCCCUUGCUUACUCGCAUCCAUUGUACGCAAAUAAUUCAUGCAGCAUCGGCUUUGUUUAUAUCCCACUCUGCUUCAAAGCGAUGGAUCCUUCUACUUCCCACUGAUGCAGCCAGCAUCAGCUAGUCAAAGGAAAGGUGCCAAAAUGCAGAUACAAUUACC
Molecule: messenger RNA, 2880 nt
Organism: Aspergillus sclerotioniger CBS 115572
Lineage: Eukaryota; Fungi; Ascomycota; Eurotiomycetes; Eurotiales; Aspergillaceae
Gene: chsD
Product: chitin synthase D
Exons: 4
Coding region: 259-2568 (769 amino acids)
Cellular component (GO): cell septum; cell periphery
Molecular function (GO): chitin synthase activity
Source: RefSeq, a predicted model, not a curated record